Messenger RNA from Heteronotia binoei (common prickly gecko), 4368 nucleotides. It is a transcript of the gene TPCN2, whose product is annotated as two pore segment channel 2. The transcript is spliced from 25 exons. Lineage: Eukaryota; Metazoa; Chordata; Lepidosauria; Squamata; Gekkonidae. Gene Ontology annotation, biological process: monoatomic ion transport; transmembrane transport. Bases 136 to 2442 code for a protein of 768 amino acids. The record is from RefSeq and is a predicted model, not a curated record. Gene Ontology annotation, molecular function: monoatomic ion channel activity; voltage-gated channel activity. Gene Ontology annotation, cellular component: lysosomal membrane.
ACGUGUAGCGGGCGGAACCUAUCGACGGAGCAGAGUCCUGGAGUGCGGGGUGUGGGGAGGGUGCUGCCGGGUCCUCAGAAGUCUCCGCUUGGGAAAAGAAGCGUCGCUGUGACUCGCUUGUUGCGGCUGCAGCCCAUGGGGCAAGGAGCCAGCGCUGAGACGCAGCCUUUGCUGCCACCAGGGGUUCCCGGAGGGGUCCGAAAGCUGAGUCGUCUCUACGCGGGCGGGGACAACAAUGGCCCGGGAGAGGACGGGCACUGCGGCGUGACUGCGGCUUCGCUGCCUUCCACUAUCAGGAACGUUACUGAUGACCAGAAUCUCUACAUCAAUCAAGCUGUAGUGUUCAUUGAAGAUGCAAUUCAGUAUCGUUCCAUUUAUCACCGUGUGGACUCUGAUUCCUUGUGGCUUUAUCGGUGGUAUUAUUCAAGAGUUUGCCAAUGGAUUUUGAAUAUCACCAUUACGCUAAUCUUAGUGCUUGCACUCAUUGAACUUCCUUCAUCACUUACAAUUACAUCAGAUGUGCGAUAUCGCUCAAAAGCCUGGGAGCCACCUUGUGGCCUGACUGAAAGCAUUGAACUGCUUUGUUUCUUUGUUUUUAUAGUGGAUGUCUCUGUAAAGAGCUAUCUAAUAGGAUGGGAGGAAUUUCAGAAAACGAAGUGGCUGUUGGCGUAUAUUGUGGUGCUACUUGUCUCACUUGCAGACUGGGCUGCCUCGAUAUGUCUUUCCUGUGGCACGACUCUGAGAAUAAGACGAUUCCUCCGGCCUUUCUUUCUCCUUCAGAAUUCAUCAAUGAUGAAAAAGACACUAAAAAGCAUCAAGAGUACUUUGACAGAAAUGGGAGGUGUUGGGCUGCUACUAGUUCUUCACCUGUGUCUUUUUACCAUGUUCGGUAUGCUACUGUUUGCUCGAACACAGGAUGGCCAACUGGACAAGGAAUGGAAGGGAUAUUUUCACAGUUUGACAGAUUCAUGGACUACACUGCUGGUAUUGUUGACAACUGCAAAUAAUCCAGAUGCGAUGAUUGCUGCAUAUUCUAAGAAUCGAGCUUAUUGCAUCUUCUUUAUACUCUUCAUUGUGAUUGGGAACUUGGUUCUGAUGAACUUGUUGACGGCAAUAACAUACAAUCAGUUUCGUGGCUAUCUUAUGAAAUCGGUUCAGACCUCAUUUUUCAGGAGACGUUUAGGAAUCCGGGCUGCUUUUGAAGUUCUUUGUUAUCUGAAAGAGACUGCUGUCAAUAAUGAUGUUUUGUGUGUCCCAACUUCAAUCCUUUUACAAGUAGUGCGGAAAGUAGAAAUGAAUUCCCAUUGUAAGAAAGCAAUCAUUGAGAGGCUGAAGUCAUAUCCUCAUGGAGGAGGACUGUCAUCAGCUCAGUUUCAGUCACUUUUCGAUGAACUUGACAAAGAAUCAGUUAAAGAGCAUCCUCCAAGACCAAAUUAUGAGUCAUCUUUUCUACAAAAAAUCCAGUUUGUCUUUGGUCAUUGUUACUUUGAGUAUUUAGGAAAUGCUGUAGCUUUAGCGAACAUCAUUUCUGUAUGUGUGGUCUUGGUAAUAGAUGUGGAAAAGCCACCAGAUGGCCGGGAUGACUUCUUUUUAGGGGUUAUAAACUGUUUCUUCAUUCUCUGCUACCUGCUGGAAAUGUUAUUGAAAAUAUUUGCGCUGGGAUUAAAAAGAUAUUUAUCUUACACAAGGAAUAUCUUUGAUGGAGUUCUGACUGUAGUUCUGAUGGUUUUAGAAGUGUCAACAUUUGCUGUAUAUGGAUUUCCUCAUCCUGGCUGGAAACCCGAAAUGCAGGGCUUGUGGUCUCUGUGGGACAUGGUGCGUCUGGCAAACAUGCUGAUUGUGUUCAGAUUUCUGCGAAUCAUUGCCAACAUGGAGUUUAUGUCUGUAGUUGCUAGUACACUGAUAGAUCUGGUGAAAAAUUUAAGAGCUUUUGCUGGGAUCUUAGUGGUGAUUUUCUAUAUAUUUGCAUUACUUGGGACAGCGCUCUUUAGGGGGGCUGUUGUUCCUGUGGGCAAUAUCAGUGCUGUGAACAUGACAUCUGGUAACACCACCUUCCAAUGUGGCACUUUUGAACAACUGGAGUAUUGGCCAAACAACUUUGAUGAUUUUGCUGCAGCAGUGGUGACUCUGUGGGAUGUGAUGAUUGUGAAUAACUGGCACAUUUUCUUGGAUGCAUAUUCCAGAUUUACAUCUCCAUGGUCAAAAUUGUACUUCAUUGCCUGGUGGCUAAUCUCCUCUGUUCUCUGGGUCAAUCUGUUCAUUGCAUUACUCCUGGAGAACUUUAUUCACAAGUGGGAUCGUCGCAACAAUCAUCCAUCUCUCUCAAAAUUUGAAUACCAAAUGACAGUGGAACUCCUCUUUAGAGAUGUUUUGGAAGAACCUACAGAGGAAGAGCUGAUUGAAACCCUUUAUCAGCAUCCACAUAUGGAUCUACGUAGGUGAUCACUUGGUGCAAACAGCAAUUGAUUUUUGCCACACUUCUGUGCGGGUUUUACAUCUUAAAGAGACUGCAACUCUUUUUUGUAAGAGGUUUUUCAUCCUUGACUUUUUGAAUGUUGCCUGCAAUGUAAGAUUUUAAGGAUCAGCAUAUUUUUGUUUACUUUUUAAAAAAUUGAAUAUGAUUUUAUUUCAGCUUUUUAAUGGAACCAUGGCACUGUCACUUUAAAAGUCUGGAAGACAAGUUGACAGAGCAGUUAACUAGUUUCAAGGAAGGGAAAUAUACAAAAAUUACAUGGCACUUUACAAUGGAAACUAUGGAAGUUGCACAACCACUAAACUGGCUUAUUGCUUAUAUCAGUUUGUUAACCCUGUAAAUAACUCUGCUGACUUUUUCAGUGUUCAUUGUCUGCUGCACCAAGAACAGUUCCUUAAAAUCUACAAAAUGUUUUGAUAAAUCCAGGUGGGUUUUUUCAAUAGCAAUAAGAGUUUUUAUGCUUAAUUUUGCAACUGAAAUAAGAGGCCAUAAUUCUGAUGAUACUGUAUCAUACACUUGAAAGUGGUUAUCCUAGGAUGAAGGUUAAUUACAAUCACCACAGCUUUGCUCAAGGACUACUCUUAUUUUUGUCAAACAAGACUGCAGCACAGUGGUCGUUGGAGAUGCACAACCUUCAUUAGUUUUAGCGAAUGUUACACAAUCCUUUUUCGUGCCUUAUUGAAAUUAUUAGCAGCUAUACAGUUGUAGAACUUCGUGGAUUGUGGUUGUAUAUUGCAUAGUCAGCUGCCUUGAUGUAACAAGGCAGCUAUGUACAUGAAAAGCAGGCUCGCUUGCACACUUGCCAUUGCAGGUUUGUGAACCAUGCAUGCAAACUGGCUGCACAGCUGAGAAAAAGUCUGCAUUGCAGUACAUGCCUGGAUUUAAAGUAUCCAGUGUGAAUGCACUUCUCCAGUGCACUGUUUUUAUGAGGAUGCACCUCUUUUUUGGAGGGCAAUACAUAUCCAUAUGUACUAUUCUUGACCACUAAUCAUGUGCAGCACCUUGUGGAUUAUGACUCUAGUUUGGGGCCACUAUGGCUUUUAUAAGGCCAGGUUUGUUUGUUUGUUUGUUUUAAGAUGAGGAGCAUUGGAGAAGGGGUCCUUUCUGGUUGGGCAAAUUAUUUUAUACUCCAGAGUAAACAUUGUGUCUAUGUGCACUGUUUGCAGUUGUAUUCUUCUGCUAGAGUGCUGCCUGCUAGCUAUAUCAAUCUUCUGUGCCUUUGGAAUCCGGUUAGGGUUAGAAAAUUACUUUCAGGAUCUUGAGGCUAUUUAAAUUUCCCUCUAAAACCAGAUGGAGAUACUUUGAGUUAUCAUCGCUACAGAGUAAAGCUUCUAGACAGGCUAAUCAGCAUUUGCAUCACUGACUAGUUAUCGAAUCUCAUUUGACAAAGUUAAAGCUUUUAAAUUUUAGAGCGGUGUUUUUAGAAAAACUUUGGCCCAUGUGAAUCUGUUCCUUCAUCCAGAGCUUAGGAAGCCAUUCACAAUUCGUUAAAAAAAAAAAUCUACUUUACAUUUUGGUUUGUUCAAUUUCUGUUUUGAGCAUUAUGUCUUUUUUAAUACAUCAGGCAUUUCUGUGUAUUUACCCCAACAGGUAGGUAUCUUGUCUCCCACUUUUUUUUUUGCAGUGGUGCCAUUUGGCCAGUAUAAUUUGCCAGUCUACCAAUGCAAUAUAAAUUUCAUUCCUUUGUGCUCUGAGGACUUUUUAAAAUAGAGAAACCACUAAAUAUACUCUAUAUUUUAUGAAUUAUUGUAUGUUGAAUUGAAUGUGUUCAAUAAACUACUGUAAGCUUUAUCAGUACCAGUCCUGUAUUAAAAGCCCAGAUACUUGAAUGUAAUACAUAUUCAUGUGUACUGUUCUUUUUUGGAAAAAAUAUUGGAAAAAAAUAUUUUUGGAAA